GCACUUGUGUCCUUAUAAAACUCUACUUUCCCCAAAUCUCUCUGCUGUGCUUCAUUUCCCACCUAAUCCCCAUCUUUAUUCUCUUGAACACAAAACAACAUCUCUCCAAAAAUGGGUUCUUAUAGAUCACCACCUAUUGCAGUGAUCUUGAUCGUCUUCACGAUCUUCACCGUAACAUUUGCCUCCGACAUGUCUAUCAUUUCAUAUGACGAAACCCACCCAGACAAAUCUUCCUCAAGAACCGAAGAGGAGGUGAUGAGUAUGUACGAGGAGUGGCGCGUGAGGCAUGGAAAGCUGAGUAACAACCUGGGAGAAAAGGAAAAGAGAUUCGAAAUCUUCAAAGACAACCUUAAGUUCAUCGACGAACACAAUGCUGAGAACCGGACAUAUAAGGUUGGGUUGAACCGGUUCGCUGAUCUUAGCAACGAGGAGUACCGGUCCAUGUAUCUUGGGUUCAGGAGUGACUCAAAUCGGUUGGCUAAGGUUGUGACGAAGAGCAACCGGUAUGCAGCAAGUGUUGGUGAUAACUUGCCUGAAUCUGUUGAUUGGAGGAAACAAGGUGCUGUGGCCCCAGUCAAAGACCAGGGAGGUUGUGGUAGCUGCUGGGCUUUUUCAGCAAUAGCUGCAGUGGAAGGGAUUAACAAGAUAGUAACAGGCGAGCUUGUUUCUCUAUCAGAACAAGAACUGAUUGAUUGUGACAGAACAGUUAAUGCAGGAUGCAAUGGCGGCCUCAUGGAAUAUGCCUUUGAGUUCAUCAUAAACAACGGUGGUAUUGACACCGAUAAGGAUUAUCCUUAUCGCGCCGUUGACGGUAAAUGUGAUCAAAACAAGAAAAAUACUAGAGUUGUUACAAUUGAUGACUACGAACAAGUUCCUGCUUAUGACGAGUUAGCCUUGAAAAAAGCCGUUGCGAAUCAACCAAUCAGCGUUGCCAUUGAAGCAGCUGGUAGGGAAUUCCAGUUAUAUGUAUCGGGUAUAUUUACAGGAAGAUGCGGUACAUCAUUAGACCAUGGUGUUAAUGCUGUUGGGUAUGGAACAGAAAAUGGAGUUGAUUAUUGGAUAGUGAGGAAUUCAUGGGGUAAUAGAUGGGGAGAAGCAGGUUAUGUAAAAUUGGAGCGUAAUCUAGCAAAUAGCGUGUCAGGAAAAUGUGGAAUCACAAUGCAGUCUUCCUAUCCUAUAAAGAAAGGCCAAAAUCCUCCAAAUCCCGGACCAUCUCCUCCUUCACCACCAUCUGUUUGCAGUAGAUCCUACAGUUGUGCUUCGGGCACUACUUGCUGUUGUUCAUUUGGAUUUGGAAAACUAUGCUUCUCAUGGGGAUGUUGUCCUCUUGAAGCUGCAGUCUGUUGUAAAGAUAAAUCAAGUUGUUGUCCUCAUGACUAUCCCGUUUGCAACAUUCAACAAGGAACCUGUCUUAGGAGUAAUGAUAAUCCAUUUGGAGUGAAGGCAAUGAAGAGAACUCUUGCUAAACCGCAUUGGACGUUUGGAAAUCAGAAUGAGAUAAAUGUUGCUUAAGCAGAUUAUGACCAACCUGGCACUCAUGGUCUUUCUUUCAUUAUCUUACUGGUAAAAGCAUAUAUAUAGAACAAUAAAUCUUUGUCAUUGGGAAUUUGGGAUGCAGACAGAUUUUCAUGCAGGCUUAUGUAGAUGCGUUUGUUUUACUUUGGUGAUGUAUUUGUAUUCUAAAACUUCAACCUAUGAACAUGUGUUUGGUUAUUGUUUCAAACUUGUAGAUUCCGGAAUAAGGUGAUAUAUUUAUUCACCUGCUAGUUUAUAAAUGUCCAAUUGAUUUUCAGUAA
Messenger RNA from Vicia villosa (hairy vetch), 1796 nucleotides. RefSeq names its product cysteine proteinase mucunain-like. The record is from RefSeq and is a predicted model, not a curated record. Gene Ontology annotation, molecular function: cysteine-type endopeptidase activity. The coding region runs from base 112 to 1512 and encodes 466 amino acids. The transcript has 5 exons. Lineage: Eukaryota; Viridiplantae; Streptophyta; Magnoliopsida; Fabales; Fabaceae. Gene Ontology annotation, cellular component: lysosome.